Nestor notabilis (Kea) is the source of this 2159-nucleotide messenger RNA. It is a transcript of the gene PABPC1, whose product is annotated as poly(A) binding protein, cytoplasmic 1. Gene Ontology annotation, molecular function: poly(U) RNA binding; poly(A) binding; mRNA 3'-UTR binding. The record is from RefSeq and is a predicted model, not a curated record. Gene Ontology annotation, cellular component: cytosol; nucleus; ribonucleoprotein complex. NCBI's taxonomy places the organism in Eukaryota, Metazoa, Chordata, Aves, Psittaciformes, Psittacidae. The coding region runs from base 16 to 1716 and encodes 566 amino acids. The transcript has 14 exons.
CGAGCUUUGGAUACCAUGAACUUUGAUGUCAUUAAAGGCAAACCAGUGCGCAUCAUGUGGUCUCAGCGUGAUCCAUCUCUACGCAAAAGUGGUGUAGGAAACAUCUUCAUCAAAAACUUGGACAAAUCAAUUGAUAACAAAGCUUUGUAUGACACAUUUUCUGCUUUUGGAAACAUCCUGUCUUGUAAGGUGGUAUGUGACGAAAAUGGAUCCAAGGGUUAUGGAUUUGUACAUUUUGAGACACAAGAAGCUGCAGAAAGAGCUAUUGAAAAAAUGAAUGGUAUGCUGCUUAAUGACCGCAAAGUAUUUGUUGGAAGGUUUAAAUCACGCAAGGAACGUGAGGCAGAGCUUGGAGCCAGAGCAAAGGAAUUCACCAAUGUUUACAUCAAGAAUUUUGGAGAAGACAUGGACGAUGAGAGACUUAAGGAACUCUUUGGCAAGUUUGGUCCUGCCCUAAGUGUGAAAGUUAUGACCGAUGAGAGUGGAAAAUCCAAAGGCUUCGGCUUCGUUAGUUUUGAAAGACAUGAAGAUGCCCAAAAAGCUGUGGAUGAGAUGAAUGGGAAAGAGCUCAAUGGGAAGCAAAUCUAUGUUGGCCGGGCUCAGAAAAAGGUGGAAAGACAAACGGAGCUGAAGCGCAAGUUCGAACAAAUGAAGCAGGACAGGAUCACCAGAUACCAGGGUGUAAACCUUUAUGUGAAAAAUCUUGAUGAUGGAAUCGAUGAUGAGCGUCUUCGAAAAGAAUUCUCCCCAUUUGGUACAAUCACUAGUGCAAAGGUCAUGAUGGAAGGUGGCCGCAGCAAAGGAUUUGGAUUUGUAUGCUUUUCAUCACCAGAAGAAGCCACCAAAGCUGUCACAGAAAUGAAUGGUAGAAUUGUGGCUACUAAACCAUUAUAUGUAGCUCUAGCCCAGCGUAAAGAAGAGCGCCAAGCUCAUCUCACCAACCAGUAUAUGCAGAGAAUGGCAAGCGUAAGAGCAGUACCCAAUCCUGUAAUCAACCCAUACCAACCAGCACCUCCUUCAGGUUACUUCAUGGCAGCUAUCCCACAGACUCAGAACCGUGCUGCAUACUACCCUACUAAUCAAAUUGCUCAACUUGCUAGACCUAGUCCUCGCUGGACUGCUCAGGGUGCCAGACCUCAUCCAUUCCAAAAUAUGCCUGGUGCUAUCCGCCCAGCAGCACCCAGACCACCAUUUAGUGCCAUGAGACCAGCUUCUUCACAAGUUCCACGAGUCAUGUCAGCACAACGUGUUGCUAAUACAGCGACACAAACAAUGGGUCCACGUCCUGCGGCAGCAGCUACUGCAGCUACUCCUGCUGUACGCACAGUACCACAGUACAAAUACGCUGCAGGUGUUCGUAAUCCUCAGCAGCAUCUUAACACACAGCCCCAGGUUGCCAUGCAGCAGCCUGCUGUCCAUGUGCAAGGUCAGGAACCCUUGACUGCUUCCAUGUUGGCUUCUGCCCCUCCACAAGAACAAAAGCAGAUGUUAGGUGAACGUCUCUUUCCUCUCAUUCAAAGCAUGCACCCUACUUUGGCGGGUAAGAUCACUGGGAUGUUGUUGGAGAUUGACAACUCUGAACUUCUCCACAUGCUCGAGUCUCCUGAGUCUCUUCGUUCGAAGGUUGAUGAAGCUGUAGCCGUACUACAAGCCCACCAAGCUAAAGAGGCUGCUCAAAAGGCAGUUAAUAAUCCCACUGGGGUUCCAAGUGUUUAAUAAGAAGAUCCGGGACUACAAUCUAGAACUUCGCUUCACCGAAGAAAAAAAAUCUAAACAUGGAAAAACUAUUAAAUAUUGAGAAAAACAUUGCAAAAUAUAAAAUAACUAAAAAAAGGAAAGGAAACUUUGAAGCUUAUGUACAGAGCAACGCCGGGGCUAGCAAAACAAGUGCUAGUCCUAGAUUACUUAUUGAUUUAAAAUCUAAAAAAAAUAGUAAAAUAAAAAAUACAAAUUUAAUGUUUUAUAAACCCGGGGGAAAAGAAUUUUCAGCACAGUACAAAAAUUUAAAGCAUUCCUUUCUUUAAUUUUGUAAUUCUUUACUGUGGAAAAGCUCAGAAUAUCACCACUGUUUUAGUUGACAGUGAGAAUUGAUAGCUGAGCAAAGAAACAUAAUUUGGAUUAUAAAAUUCUUGGUUUAAUAAAAAUUCCUUAAACACUGA